Messenger RNA from Castor canadensis (American beaver), 1633 nucleotides. RefSeq names its product purinergic receptor P2X 2 (gene P2rx2). Gene Ontology annotation, biological process: calcium ion transmembrane transport; response to ATP. Lineage: Eukaryota; Metazoa; Chordata; Mammalia; Rodentia; Castoridae. The record is from RefSeq and is a predicted model, not a curated record. Gene Ontology annotation, molecular function: extracellularly ATP-gated monoatomic cation channel activity; ATP binding; purinergic nucleotide receptor activity. Gene Ontology annotation, cellular component: plasma membrane; signaling receptor complex.
CCAGCCUGGGCCGGGGGAGGGGGUUCGCACCAUGGCCGCCGCGCAGCCCAAGCUCCCCGCUGGGGCGGCCGCGGCUCGGCGCCUGGCCCGGGGCUGCUGGUCCGCGUUCUGGGACUACGAGACGCCCAAGGUGAUCGUGGUGAGGAACCGGCGCCUGGGCGUCGUGUACCGCGCGGUGCAGCUGCUCAUUCUGCUCUACUUCGUGUGGUACGUGUUCAUCGUGCAGAAAAGCUACCAGGACAGCGAGACGGGCCCCGAGAGCUCCAUCAUCACCAAGGUGAAGGGGAUCACCACGUCCGAGCACAAAGUGUGGGACGUGGAGGAAUACGUGAAGCCCCCAGAGGGGGGCAGCGUGUUCAGCAUCAUCACCAGGAUCGAGGCCACCCCCUUCCAGACCAUGGGAACCUGCCCGGAGAGCAUGAGGGUCCACGAUGCCACCUGCCAUUCGGAUGACGACUGCGUGGCCGGGGAGCUGGACAUGCUAGGCAAUGGGCUUCGGACUGGGCGCUGUGUGCCCUAUUACCAUGGGGCCUCCAAAACCUGCGAGGUGUCCGCCUGGUGCCCAGUGGAGGAUGGGGCCUCUGUCAGCCAGUUUCUGGGUAAAAUGGCCCCAAAUUUCACCAUCCUCAUCAAGAACAGCAUCCAUUACCCCAAGUUCCAGUUCUCCAAGGGCAACAUCGCAAGCCAGAAGGACGACUACCUGAAGCGCUGCACUUUUGACCAGGACUCUGACCCUUAUUGUCCCAUCUUCAGGCUGGGCUUCAUUGUAGAGCAGGCAGGGGAGAACUUCACAGAGCUGGCACACAAGGGUGGUGUCAUUGGGGUGGUCAUCAACUGGGACUGUGACCUGGACCUGUCUGAAUCAGAGUGCAACCCCAAGUAUUCCUUCCGGAGGCUUGACCCCAAGCACGUUCCUGCCUCCUCAGGCUACAACUUCAGGUUUGCCAAGUAUUACAAUACAAAUGGCACCACCACCCGCAUGCUCAUCAAAGCCUAUGGGAUUCGAAUUGAUGUCAUCGUGCAUGGACAGGCAGGGAAGUUCAGUCUCAUCCCCACCAUCAUUAAUCUGGCCACUGCUCUGACCUCCAUUGGGGUGGGCUCCUUCCUGUGUGACUGGAUCUUGCUAACAUUCAUGAACAAAAACAAGGUCUACAGCCAUAAGAAAUUCGACAAGGUGUGUACACCAAGGCAUCCCUCAAGUAGCUGGCCUGUGACCCUUGCCCUUGUUUUGGGCCAGGUCCCUCCCCUGCCCAGUCAGUACUCCCAGGACCAGCCACCCAACCCUCCAUCAGGCCAGGAAGGCCGACCUCGGGACAAGGGGCAAAGUUAGGCCUGACUGAUUGGCCCCCACGGCCUUGUCCCAUCUCUGCCCCGUCUGAGCAGAUGGUGGACAUUCUCGAUCAGCAUAUAGAACAAAGGCUUCCAGCCUCCGAACCUCCCCAACAGGACUUCACACCCACAAACCACAAAGGUUUGGCCCAACUCUGACCUCCCCAUCCUUGCUGUGUUGCAGACCUGGGCCGGAUAGGGCCCAGCAACAGAGCCUCUGCUGCCUUAGCAGCCCUGAGGAGGACCUACACACCACAAUAGCCAAGUGUCUCCCUAUAACUGAGUUAAGAGACUCCUGUGCAAG